UUUUUUCUUGCCCACUCGAUUCCCGCAUUACGACGCCAUCCACAAUAUUCCAUCGACUCGUACUCCGUAUCGAUAGCCGGCUCGUCAAUGAUGGAAUUCUUCCCCAGUUUUCCCUCCCGAAUUGUCUCUCCCAUCGACUAGCAACCGGUGAAUAUUGGCUACGAGUACAGCAUGCAGCAGCGUUGAGUCUCUCCACCCCAUCACCAUCUUUUUUGGCUUUUGUCCCUGCGCCUCGAUCUGCUCGCCACUUCGGUUCCCUGUAGGUGCCUCUUUUUUUUCCCUUGCCUGCGCAGUUUGUAUAACUAGUCGCCUCGUAUUCCGUCUGUGUCGGAUCUUAUUUCUUCUCUCUUGCUCUUCUUUUAUAUCCCAUAAUCUGUACCAGACAAACUGUAUCUUCAUUUUUUCUUUGGACAUUCGUUACAAGUCUACAUAUACAACUACAUUCGUCAUGCGCCCCGCACAGCUUCUGGCCUUCGUGGCUGCCCUUCCUUCCACCCUUGCUGCCUACAAGGGCUUCAACUACGGCUCGACCGGAAGAGAUCAAGCUGCGUUCGAGGCUGACUUCAACUCGGCCAAAAACCUGGCUGGCUCCAGCUACACCUCGGCCCGCCUUUAUACCAUGAUCCAAGAUGGCACCACAAACACCCCCAUCUCGGCCAUCCCAGCUGCCAUCAACACCGGCACGUCGUUGCUGCUCGGUCUGUGGGCUUCGGGCGAUACAUUCGCCAAUGAACUUGCCGCCUUGAAGGCCGCGAUCGAACAAUACGGUAGCUCGCUUGGCCCUCUCGUCGCCGGUAUCAGUGUGGGUUCGGAGGAUAUCUACCGGAUCACGCCCAUUGGCAUUGAGAACCACGAAGGAGUUGGUGCUGGCCCGGCCGUCAUUCAAAACUACAUAUCUCAGGUCCGAUCCGCCAUCGCCGGUACACCACUUUCAGGUGCACCAGUCGGCCACGUCGACACUUACAAUGUCUGGACAAACUCAAGCCAGAAUGCUCUGAUUGGAGACUGCGACUUUUUGGGUGUCGAUGCCUACCCGUACUACGAGACCACAAAGGCCAACAGCAUCGGUAACGCCAAUGCCACCUUCUGGGAUGACUACUCCGUCACCGUCGCAGCGAGCCAGGGCAAGCCAGUCUGGAUCACCGAGACCGGAUGGCCUGUUUCGGGCCCAAGCAGUGGUCAAGCCGUGGCUUCGGUCGACAACGCAAAGACCUACUACGAUGAUGUUGCCUGCCACGCAUUCGCCAAAGGCGUCAACACCUGGUGGUACAUUCUCCAAGACACCGGUGCCAGCCCUAGUUUUGGUCUCGUUGGUGCUGGAUCCCCUCCGCCCACGACACCCAUCUACAGCUUGAGCUGUUAGACUGGCUUUUGAGGUGGUGAGAUGCUCAUCAUUGUAUAUGAUAUCAUGAAUAAAAGUUGGUAGAUGUCGGGGUUGGACAAGGUAAUACUCGCCGCGGCACUGCUAGACGAUUGGAAAUAGAUAGACACGAUAAUGGAAUAAUGUUUCAUGCAACAUCAAGUCACUGUAGGGAGCAUUUACAGGAGAUGAAACUGUCUCGUGCGAGGUCAACUGACAAACAAAACAAUGGACAAAACUGUGUACUCGUACU
Messenger RNA from Exophiala oligosperma, 1613 nucleotides. RefSeq lists its product as uncharacterized. The record is from RefSeq and is a predicted model, not a curated record. Gene Ontology annotation, biological process: cell wall organization. Lineage: Eukaryota; Fungi; Ascomycota; Eurotiomycetes; Chaetothyriales; Herpotrichiellaceae. Bases 449 to 1363 code for a protein of 304 amino acids. Gene Ontology annotation, cellular component: extracellular region; cell surface; fungal-type cell wall. The transcript has 2 exons. Gene Ontology annotation, molecular function: glucan endo-1,3-beta-D-glucosidase activity; 1,3-beta-glucanosyltransferase activity.